AUGGGCAACUUGCCUUCCUCCACAUCCACAGAGCCCCUGGCUCCUGGCAAGCACCGCAACCUCUCUACAAUCUCCCUUCCUCCCACCAUCCCCCGUCGCCACAACAUGAAGGACGCCGAGCGCAAAGAAAUCUUCCCCAUCUCUGACGAAGGUGCGCCGCCACUGCCCGGCCGCCGGGGCUCGAUAGGCUUCUUCCGGGGCAAACGAGCCAGGGCACCAAUGACCCUGGAUCACAACCAGCUCUUCCAGAACCUCCAAAACCUCCAGAACCUCCAGAACCUCGAUUUGACCCAUUGUUCCUGGCAAAACUACCACUAUCUUUCCGACUCUUCUAAUCCUAAUUCCAAUCUCAACUCGCUCUCGACCACGCCCACAACUGCUGCCACCACCCCCGCCCUUACCGCCGCUGCAACCCCCACCACCCCCGUCGGCCCCCAAUACUACUCCCUUCAAUACCAGCAAUCACGGUCGCCACAACCAGCAAGCCCUGUUGCAGUCUCAAUACAGGACUACCAUCCAAAACAGGAGCAGAAGCUCGCCACGUUUAUGAAGCGUAACCUUCUCCCUCCACACACCCUUCUCACCCCGACCAGCCUCUGGUCGUUAUCGUCUGUUCCCAACUCUGCCUCUUCCUCACCGACUGUCGAUUGCUGCUCCAAUACCUGUCUUCAGAUCAUACCAGAACAGCAACAACCACAGCAGCAGCCACCUCCACCACAGCAACAGACAUAUGAUGAUCAACGGCUACCGCAAUCGUACCAUCAGUCUCACUUCAACCACCAAAAUAGCCACAGCAGUGCCUGUGAUCACCGCCCAGCAAUGGAACACCACUCGAGUUUGGAUUCUAUACCCUCGACUCACGAUGUUCCAACUCUUUACACGGUCGAGCAACACAUCACCCGCGCGCUCUGCAAAGGCCAAAACUACUCUGCACCCCUCGACUUUUCCAAGCAAGCGUCGCAUGCAGCUCUGCAAGGACAGACAUAUAAUGACUUCGAGCCCAACGACACGGAGACUGCCACGUGCAACCGCGAUCUCGUCUCCAGUGAUAUGCACGACACCCACCCCGUCCGACCCUCGUCCUCCGUCUCCUCUAUGGCCACGCUCGAUCCACAAACAGCCGCCUCCGUUUUGGACAAGGGCAACGAACGGUCGCUUGUGAUCCUCUCCGUUGGUUGCGGAAACACCCAAUGGGCUACAGAGAUGGCGCUGGCCCACCCACACUCCGCCAUCCAUGCGAUUAAUGUCAGCCAGAUCUCGACUCUCCCUGCAGUCCCAGAAACUACACCCAGCUUUGACCUCGAUAACUUGUUCUUUUACAACCUCGACGACAACUCGCUCCGUGUUCCCUUUGUUUCCAACUCGGUUGAUUAUAUCCACGUGCGCCGGUUUUUGCCCAAUGUCAGCAAGGCAAAGUACUUGGCCUUCUUGCGCGAGUUGGUCAGAGUGUUGAAGGUGGACGGGUACCUGGAGCUGGUUGAGCUGGAUUUGCGCCUCCGAGACUCUGGUGUUGACAGCUGCUGGCCUAGUUACUGGACCCUAAUCGGGUUCGACAAGAUGGGGAUCGAUGCCUCGCUUGCUCUGAACCUGGCCGGGAUCAUGAGGACAAUGCCCGGAAUGGAAGUGAGCCACAAGUCGUGUGUGCAUAUGCCAGUGGGCAUUCAUGGUGGUCGAAUUGGACUGACGGCCGAAUUGCUGUGCUGGCGGUUUGCGUUGACGGUGCGCCCUUGGCUGAUGCGACAGGCGAUGCUGUCGGGGGCUGAAUUUGACGAUCUGCUGGAGCGUGCUCGUCAGGAGACCCGUACCCUGAAGAGCUACCAAGCCUUCCAUAUUGCCGUUGGGCGCAAGACCGCAGCGGGUGGAGUACGCGCUUCUGCCUGCACAAAUGCCAUUGGUCUCGUUCAAGACGAAUCGGCCUCGUCCUUUGAUCCUUGA
Molecule: messenger RNA, 1935 nt
Organism: Linnemannia hyalina
Lineage: Eukaryota; Fungi; Mortierellomycota; Mortierellomycetes; Mortierellales; Mortierellaceae
Source: the annotation of a GenBank genome assembly